CCCACUUCACCACCACCUCCUGGCCCCUGUCUAUGGAGCGGUUGGUCUCCCACCCAUCCACAGUCCCGCCAGUGUACAGUCGACAGCAGUAGGUGCCUCUCACCUCGGAAGGUGCCUCAGAGGACUGACAGGAUCUCAGCAGUGCGCUUGUUGCAGCGGAGGCUCCAGCAGGAUGGCCAACUCGACGCGUAUCUUUUGCAGUAUGGUUUUCAUCAUCGGGCUGCUCUCCUCUCCCGUGGAUUCAAAAAGAAAUCGGGGUUCACAAGGCGCCAUUCCUCAUCCUGACAAAAGCAACCCAAACGAAUCGGAGCAGCAACCGCAGCCUCCGCAGGCGGGCUCCGGGUCCCGGCAGAGGCAGGGCUCGUCCUCGCCGGCCGACGAGGUGCUGGAGUCCAGCCAGGAAGCUCUGCAUGUGACGGAGCGCCAGUAUUUGAAACGGGACUGGUGCAAGACGCAGCCGCUCAAACAGACCAUCCACGAGGAGGGCUGCGUCAGCCGCACCAUCAUCAACCGCUUCUGCUACGGACAGUGCAACUCCUUCUACAUCCCCAGGCACAUCCGCAGGGAGGAGGGAGCCUUCCAGUCCUGCUCUUUCUGCAAACCCAAGCGUUUUACCACCAUGACGUUUACUUUGAACUGUCCGGACCAGCAGCCACCCACCAAGAAGAAACGCAUCCAGCGCGUCAAACAGUGCCGCUGCAUAUCCAUAGACCUGGACUAAAACACACACUGAGAGGUGUUGUGUGUGUUAGUGUGUGUGUGUUUCAUAUUCUUAUUCGCGGACAAGAUUGUUGGUAUAGAAAAAGAGAGGCUGUCAC
This is a messenger RNA of Paralichthys olivaceus (Japanese flounder), 818 nucleotides long. RefSeq names its product gremlin 1b (gene grem1b). Gene Ontology annotation, molecular function: receptor ligand activity; BMP binding. Gene Ontology annotation, biological process: animal organ morphogenesis. The record is from RefSeq and is a predicted model, not a curated record. Lineage: Eukaryota; Metazoa; Chordata; Actinopteri; Pleuronectiformes; Paralichthyidae.